Messenger RNA from Pseudo-nitzschia multistriata, 1379 nucleotides. NCBI's taxonomy places the organism in Eukaryota, Bacillariophyta, Bacillariophyceae, Bacillariales, Bacillariaceae. The record is from the annotation of a GenBank genome assembly.
GUAUAAGAUAAUACGGACACAAGCAAUUGCCUUAGAGAAGAAGCAGAAAUGGCGCCUGGAGCGGAAGGGAAAGGCGUUGUUUUCUGUUGUUGUGUGCAUGCCUACCUACUAUGAAUGAAGAGUCUUCUUCCUCCUCCUCCAAACGGCGUGGGCCGACGACCUAUCCUCCUCCAGACGCAUCGGCGGCUACCGAUGAUGCUACGGAGGCGUCGCUAACGCGGAGAAGCAAGAACGAUCGGAUCCCCUUGUCCCUGGGAAAAGCCUCGCUGAGGAUCCGGCUAGAGGCGUACUACAGCUUGAUAUCUCCAGCAAUACUGUCCGAUCGGACUGCGUGGCUACGCAAGUACGAUCAAAUCUACGAAAAGGUGAGCACUGGCACACAAAAACAGGAAAGCAAGCGCGCUGUCCUGUUCUGAACCACAUUCAUUCCGUUGUUUAUUGUCAUACCAACCUGGAAAAUCACCACUGGCUUUUAAUGCUCUUUUGGAUCGUUUCUUACGACACACUCUAUGCGACCAAAUCGAACCGAAUCAGUACGGAGGAACCCAUUCGGGAGAGCGAAAACUAGCAACCAAGCUGGCGAAAAAGUAUGGAACGGCCGUGCGGCUCCUCUUGGUGUCCGAUUCGUCCUCCCUCGUUCCGAGGUUUCCUACGGAUAGCAACCGCAGCAAUGAUCUCGCUAACACGAGGAAGAGCAAUCUUCCACGAGACGAAUCGUGGUACCAGCUACGGAAGGAGGAAGCUGGAAGUGGAAUUGUCGACUUUUUGUCCUCAAGGUUCGACCCGGUCGAGGCACUUACGGGUGCUUCUGGAAGGGGCAGUGUUGCCAGAGCCAAUCCGUGGAUGGAAGAGCUCUUGCCGAAGACCAUUCUAGACAACAUCGGAAAGUGCGCUGCUCUGCUGCCCACCGAUGAUCCGUUGCGAAAGGAAAAUCAUCUCCAGCUGCAGCUUCGGAAAUCUGCUGCGUCGCGGAAUAGUUCUUCGCAGCAGAACCAGCUUGCCCUGGGCACGGCGGCGGCAGCAGAAUCCGUACAGAUACGGCCCACCACCUUGCGCAAGCAGACCAACCACGAUCUACAUCCUUUCGAGGCGAUUGCCUCGCACCUCGACACCGGGCCGCAUUCUCUUCUUUUUCGGUUGCGCAGGGACCGAAAACGCGCCAGGGUCGUCGUCCGGUACGUCAACAUGGUCCGGGGAACGAUUACGGGGAGCCUUGUGGCCUUCGACAAGCACAUGAAUCUGAUACUGAGGGACGUUGAGGAAAUUUAUUCCCCCCGCAUCAACGACAAAGAAUGCCGUCUUUCAAACCUGGAACUCGAACUUGAGCGAAGGCGGAGGCUAUCGCUUGAUGCGGAGGAUCUGGGCACGAGUCUCGAAGC